AAAGAGUAUAGCAGAGCAGGCGCAAUACAAUUGCUUAUACCGCAGAAAACCAUUCAAUUCGUUUGUCUGCCUGCUUCGAAAUCGCCAAACCUCAAUUAAUGUCAAUCCCUAAUCUGAAACUUUGAAAAUUGAGCAAAUAUUUUUCAAACAUUAUUUUAGCUUUGAAUUUCAAGAUAAUGACACGCCAGACCAAACCAACCCAAAACCCUUUUUUCUAUAAGCUUGAACAAGAGAUACUUCCGAGGAGGAAGAAGAAGAAGAAGAAGAAGAAGAAAAUUGAAGAAAAAUGACAUUUGCAGAACUAUUUACCCGUGUUGGAUCGAUAAUUGGCAGUUUGGUGUUCGUCUGGGCAUUAUUUCAGCAGUAUUUCCCAGUUGAGCUUCGUGCCUGUUUCGAGAAAUAUUCUCAUAGAUUUGUCAGUUUCUUUUAUCCCUUCGUUCAAAUCACCUUCAAUGAGUUCACAGGCGAAGGUUUCACCCGCAGUGAAGCCUACAUCGCCAUUCAAAAUUACCUCUCCAGAAACUCCUCGUCGCAAGCCAAACGCCUCAAGGCUGAUUCCAUGAAGAACAACCAGUCUCUGGUGCUCACCAUGGACGACCACGAAGAAAUUGCAGAACAAUACGAAGGGGUAAAGCUAUGGUGGUCUUCAGGGAGAAAUAUUUCCAAGUCCCAGACGAUUUCAUUCCACCCAGCGACAGAGGAUAAACGGUUUUUUAUGCUCACUUUCCAUAGAAGGCACAGAGAUUUCAUCAUCGGUCAGUAUUUGAACCAUGUACUCAAAGAGGGGAAGGCGAUUAAGGUCAAGAACAGGCAACGGAAACUUUUCACGAACCAAGACGCCCAAUGGAGCCACGUUGUGUUCGAACAUCCAGCAACGUUCCGGACAUUGGCGAUGAAGCCAGAAAAGAAGAAGGAGAUAAUGGAAGACCUAAUCGCGUUCAGCCAGGCGGAGGAAUUUUACAAAGAAAUCGGUAGGGCUUGGAAAAGGGGAUACCUCCUGUACGGUCCACCAGGAACUGGAAAAUCAACGAUGAUAGCCGCGAUGGCGAAUCUCUUAGGGUACGAUAUUUACGACCUGGAAUUAACUUCCGUCAGAAACAACAUCGAAUUGAGACGAUUACUAACCGAAAUUUCAAGCAAAGCCGUGGUAUCAAUGCAGAGUACAGUGCGCAGAGCUUCGUUGAUGGCGGUUUCUUCGUUCCCGGUUCUUUCUUCAUUAGGUGCCCGUUCUAACAUCUCUGUUCUAGACCGAGAUUGUAGCUUGUUUUCGCUGAAUAUUCCACUCGUCAAUAUCUGUUCUAGACCGAGCACUCAUCCGUCGUCUUCUACUAUCGUUUGCUCGUACAAAUCUGAGAAUUCCGUUAGUGAGCGGAGGAAGAAGUUAUUGGAGCAGUAUGGACUUGAUCCUGACGAGUUUUUGUCUGAACCUUCUGCUAAUCGAGCACGAGAAAUGCGAAAAUCGGGAAAAGACAAGCAGAUUUCAGGCCAGGAUCCUAAAUUUCAACGGAAGACCCAUAAGUUACUUAAGGUGCUUGGGGGAAGUGCUCGGAGAAUGAGGCUACUCUCACCAAUAGGCUUGGAUGUACGACCAAUGAUGGAAGUUGUGAAAGGUGCAGCUUUUGAUAUCUUGCAGGCUGCUGGUGGCUGUCCAGCAUCUUUAAGGCCUGGUCGUUGGUUAGACUUGUAUAGUGGUACCGGAUCAGUUGGUAUUGAAGCUAUGAGCCGUGGAUGUUCUGAGGUGCAUUUUGUUGAGAUGGAUCCAUGGGUUGUCUCUGACGUUUUAAGGCCGAAUCUGGAAUCUACUGGGUUUUUUGAUGAUUCAGUCAUUCACACAAUUCCAGUUGAGAAUUUUAUAGAACGAGCUGAGCAGCUUAUUGGUAAUGAUAGACCAUUUGAUUACAUUAGUGUUACCCCACCGUACAUACAAGUUGAUUAUGGGGUAGUCAUGGAGCAACUAUCGAAGUCGGCCUUAGUUGGAGAAGAUACCUUCAUCGUUGUUGAAUAUCCAUUGAAGACUGACAUGCUGGAUUCGUGUGGAUGCCUUAUUCAGAUUACUAAGCGACGGUUUGGUCGGACAGUCUUGGCGAUUUAUGGACCCAAGUGGGCUGAGAAGGAAAAAAGAAAAAAAUAAGUUUACUUUAUGAAGUUGCUAAAACUGCCGAGUGAGAUCAGCCGGUGACAUUGUUCUUGCUAACAGCCUAAACUCAAAGUGGUCGGAAAGCAACUUAGAAGAGCUGCAUGCUUUUUCAUCAAAAAACUUAGAAGAGCUGCAUGCGUUGAAGUAUUUCCUUCGUUCCAUUUUGUUGGUAACUAUGAACUGAAGUAUCCAGAUUUUGGUACUACUUUUCUUGAUUCUAUUGGCCUCUUGCAAGUACAGGGUUCCCGAUAUGUGUAAUCUACAGCCACCUGUCCAUUGUCCAGCUCUAGAAUUUAUAUCCAAGCUUCAUGAUGUGCUUAAAGAAAAGAAGGCAGAGAAUGUACCGCUUUUUUGGGUCUAAAUUGAUGAGUGUCCUUGAGCAGUUGCCAAGUAUAUUUUACAACAGUAAGCGAAAGUAUGACAUGUAGAAGAUUGUAUUGGAACCUAAAUAUCUAUUACCGUCGACUUCUUUGGUUGAUUCCAGCAUUUAAGUGCCAGUAUGCCUAUUCAGAAUCAUGAAUUUUAUGGACUUGUUGAUCUCCAAGUUUACCCUUGUCAUUCUUGUGCUACUUUAUCUAUUCCAAACUUCUGUUUUACUCAACCAAUAGGAAUCUUAUCAUAUCUAAUUUGAUUUUGCAAAAGUUCUUAGGUUUUCUUUGCCUUCGCAUAGCAAGGAAGAUUGGAAUCCUACACGUGGGGUUGAUUUUUAAGUCUCCACUGUUGGUCAAUAGGCGCAGGACAUAUCUAUUUGGCUCUUGCAGGUUGCAGUUUAACAGAAAAGCCAUGCUGAAUGAAACGGACGUCAUGGAAAAGUACAGCCUUAUGAAGGCGAAGAAUUAGAAGGGAUGGUGGAUAAACUAUGCCUGAUAUUUCACGUAUGAUAUGAUAGAGGAAAGACAAUGGGAAUUGAUGUAGGAAGCUGUUGGGAUCGACAAAUCCUUCUCAACCUGCUUAUUUUGGACAGAAUUCUAACUGUGAAUGUUCUUGUCAUAACUUAAUGGGUUCGAAAUAUGUGUACAUGAAUGCACAUAUAACACUCAAUAUGCCAUGCCUAGAGAAAGAAGAUACUUGAGAACAUGCCAGAACUCUAUUCAUUUAUAGGCCUCGAGUUUUCAUUUGCUGUUAGUUUUGCUCUUCAUUUUUUGGGAUCCAAUUACGGUUUUGUCUGUAAUUUCUUUUAUCAUAUUUUCUUCUUGUCUGUUUGCCACAUGCUAGUGAAUUUUUUCCAGGACCCUUUUGAUGGAUUUGCAGCAAUGAAACAGACAGACGGAUAGGUUCAGUAGCUCAGGGAAUAGAGGCCAAGGAGUUCCGUUCGUAAACUCUUGUGGAUUGCAAAGCUCUAAUCUUCAUCCGUGAAUGUGACGAAGAGUACUAAGCAAGGGCCCCGUUCUCACAUGAUUCAUUGUCAAUUUAGAGUAAUCAGAAACCUUAAUCAGACAUGCGGAGCUGCUUGACUCAUGAAAUUACAAGGGAAAUGGUUCUUUUGGGCAUGAAUUUACUUUGGUGCCUAGCUGAUACUAGCUUCUCAGUCGAACGGAUUUGAUUUUGCCUUAAUUAUUGCUUUGAGCCAAGGACUGUAUCCAUCAAGCUUCAUAUUGUGUACAGUAGGCUUUGGACAGCACCACAUGCAAACAAAUUGUAUUCUUCCUAUUACAUUGUUCUCUGAUAGCAAUGGUUUCCUUGGAAUGUUUUAAAAUCGUCAUCAUUUUUGUGGGUGCUGAUGAAGUGCCAGACAUCCAAAAUCGACUGCCUCGAUUUCCUUCAGCAUCCAGAAGAGCGACAGACGUGCAGUGGAAGAUGAUUGGAAGAGGGAAGCAUGUCUUUCAUUGGCAUUCUGAUUUUUAUUCUGUCAGCAAGAGAAGAGUACCAAAUGGACCUGAUCCAAUCCAUAACAGGAGAGUAGGGAACUCUAAACAGCCACCAAUUCGAGCCUAAACAAAUCCUGGAGAUGGAUCAGCUGCAGAAAAAGAUCAGAAAUGAACAGUUAUUUUUUUCUUUUACCUGUAAAUGUUCAUCUUUGCUCUCCAUCAAGGAUAGAUCCUGCAUUGAGACUUUUGUCCCUGAAAGCACUGACAUGGCAACUGUUCUUAGUGGGUUCUUGGGAGUAGAAAAGAAAGAGAUUUUGAAUAACUUUCCCAGAAAAUUCUCAGCUGUUGCUAGUCAUCAUUUACUUGAUCUCAGAUGCAAAGUGUUUCUUUCUUUCCUCGGAAUUUGAAGAUUUUAUAAUGUUCCUUGUCGUUCAUGCAUAACUUGAAUUUUCCAUUGAUAUCUUUCUUUGUUUUUUUUU
Messenger RNA from Cucurbita maxima (winter squash), 4424 nucleotides. RefSeq names its product putative rRNA methyltransferase YlbH. The coding region runs from base 287 to 2131 and encodes 614 amino acids. Gene Ontology annotation, molecular function: methyltransferase activity; ATP hydrolysis activity; ATP binding. Gene Ontology annotation, biological process: rRNA methylation. The transcript has 14 exons. The record is from RefSeq and is a predicted model, not a curated record. NCBI's taxonomy places the organism in Eukaryota, Viridiplantae, Streptophyta, Magnoliopsida, Cucurbitales, Cucurbitaceae.